Molecule: messenger RNA, 1431 nt
Organism: Lactuca sativa (garden lettuce)
Lineage: Eukaryota; Viridiplantae; Streptophyta; Magnoliopsida; Asterales; Asteraceae
Source: RefSeq, a predicted model, not a curated record
AUGGCUGAAAUGGAGGUUGAUGGCGAUACUUUACCAAUACAACAAUCUAGAAUUUCAAAUGCAAGUGUUAAUCCUUCACCUACAAUAGAUUCUGCUAAGAAAGUGGAUGAAGGGAAAAAGAAUGAAAAGAGAAAGCAAAAACCGGAAACUUCUGAAGCAUGGGCUCAUUUUAUUAGAGAUCCUGAUGAUCAUGAUUACUCGGUUUGUAAGCAUUGUAGUAGACGAUUGCAUUGUCCUAAAAGUGGAGAAACUGUUUCUACAUUUGUCCCUUGUAAAUUUGACCAAACCAAGUGUAGAUAUUUGUGUGAUAGAAUGAUCAUUAUUGAUGAAUUACCUUUCAGGACUGUCGAACAUGAAGGGUUCCGUGACCUUGUGAAAAUAUUGCAACAACAAUUUCAAAUCCCUUCAAGAACCACUAUUAUUAAUUAUUGUUUGGAGAUAUACAAGUCAGAAGCGGAAAAGUUGAAGAAGUAUUUUUCUAAGAACAGACAACGAGUUUCUUUAACAACAGAUCUGUGGACUUCUAGGCAAAAUCUUAAUUACAUGUGUUUGACAGCUCAUUUUAUGUAUAAAGAUUGGACCAUUCAUAAAAGGAUAAUCAACUUUUGUCCGGUUUCUGGUCAUUCUGGUGAGAUAAUUGGAAAAUAUGUGGAGAAGAACUUACUUGAUUGGGGAAUUGACAAGCAUAGUGUGUUAGAUAGUCAACAUUUUCAUAUGAGAUGUUGUGCCCACAUCUUAAGUCUUGUUGUCCAAGAAGGUUUAAAAGAUGUAGACACAAAUAUUACCCGUAUUCGAUCAGCUGUGAAAUAUGUGAGGUCUGAGCUUUUAUCAUUGAAGAGGUUGCCUAAGGAAGAAUAUUGGGAGCAUUUUAGGUGUAUGUUACCUUUCUUGAAAGGUUUUUAUACAUCUACUUUGCGUAUAUCUGGCUCUUUGUAUGUAACUAGCAACAAUUAUUUUCAUGAAGUCUUUGGCAUUAGAGCAAUGUUAAAAAAAAAGAUGAUAGCAAGUGAUGAGGGUUUUAAAAAGAUGGCUGCUAAAAUGAAGGAGAAAUAUGAUAAGUAUUGGAGCAAUUCAUCAAAAAUUAAUGUGUUUUUAUUCAUUGCUCCAAUUCUUGAUCCACAAUACAAGUUAGGUUAUGAUUCCUUCAUUAUUAGCCAAAGUUUUGAUGAAGAAAAAGCCAAAAAUUUGUGUGAUCAAGUAGAGAAAUUACUAAUUAAAAUUCCGACUACUAAUUCCGGACAUUUUGAAGAAGAGAUUCUUAUUGAUGUUGAUGAUGAUCCGACGACUUUGUUGAACAACGAAUACAAAAGAUUGUUGGAAGAGAACUCAAGUGGUACAGCUGCAAAAUGCAAGUUGGAUUGGUAUUUGAGUGAGCAAUGUGAGCCUUUUGACAACAAGUUCAAUUUACGUAGUUGGUGGAAGAAAAAUUAA